AUGACCCCUAGUGAGGAGGCCAGAAAAAUCCUGGGUGAGAGUGCUGACGAUCAAGCCAUCAUCAAGUUGGUCGACUUCGUCGUUCAAACCCGUGAAGCAAAGGCGCAGGCGCAGGCGGCAGAAGCUCGUGAAGCAAAGGCGCAGGCAGAUGCUCGUGAAGCAAAGGCGCAGGCAGAAGCUCGUGAAGCACGCGCUCAUCAGGUGCACUUGGAGCAGGACAAGUUGCGGCUGGAAACGGAGCUGCUGAGCACCAAGUCGCGGUUCUCCGCAAUUCUUUGCAAUCGCUUCUUGAUUGAAACCGGCCUCAUUAACCUCUAUCCCAAAUCAACACUGUCGAAAGGCUACAGGACCUUCAAAGCACAAUUGAUGCAGAAGACGAAGGGACAAGGACCCAGACUAACAUUACAAGGACGGACGCUGUUCAACUGCAUCGUGAAUCAGACCAACGUGACCGCCAAGCAGAUUCACGUCGCCACUGAGCUGGAUGAUCUUAUACAUCACCUGUCAUCUGACAUCCAUUAUCCAGAGUUGGAUCACACGGGCUUCGUGUGUGGAGGUAAGCAGCCUCCACAGGCCAUCGCAAUCGCAAUGGCAGUGUGCUACUUGCAGGUCAAAAAGCAGCUUCACCAACGAGUUGUCUUCCUUGACCAGAACUAUAGCCCAGUCGCGACAUUGGUGGAUGGAACCAUCCAGCCACCGCCCUAA
Symbiodinium necroappetens is the source of this 705-nucleotide messenger RNA. Lineage: Eukaryota; Dinophyceae; Suessiales; Symbiodiniaceae. The record is from the annotation of a GenBank genome assembly.